AUGGUUUUUAUGCUGAAGGAGGGUCGACUUAGACUAGAUUUGCUAGAGGAAAUGUUUUACAUGGGUGGUGAAACACCGGAACGGGCUGCCUGGGAACAUUCAAGGUCAGUUAAAAUGAAUGUGUUGCCUCAAGCGAUCCUACAAAGCCCAGGGGAGCAUCCCCGGUUUGUAAAGCAGCCUGUUUGCCCCCCAUUAGACUUUGCAAGGAUUCAUUUGAUCAAAGACAAAGAUGGCAUAGAUGAUUAUUUGGCGAAGAAUAUCAAAGGGUUGUCAAAACAAGAAGCUGCAGCUAACAGGAACUCGUACACGAAGAACAUCUGCAUAGACAUGCUGCGACGGGGUUAUCACAAGUCCUUCUCCGAGCUCUUCACUCUGAUACAGAAGUGGAAUGCCUUGAGGGAGGCUGCAGGGCCUGGGUCAGCCAUAUGGCACGAGAAGUCCCUGGAGGAGCAGCCUGAUAAGCUGGAUCAGCUUUACCACUUCCUGACCAGGGCUGAGGCAGCCCAGCGAGCAGGGCUCUACGAGGAGGUGUACGAUAACCAGCUUAACUUGGCCUGCUCUUUCGAAGACCCUGAGGACAAAUGGUUAAGAGACUACUUUUAUGAGCAGUGCUUUAACACUGCUCAAUUAGUAAAAAUUGAUGGUGGGAAGAGAAAGGCACAAGCACAUGUAAACAUGGGCCUCAUCAAUGAGGGACACGGUCAUGUCAUGGAAGCUGCUGAGCAUUAUGAAGCAUUUUAUCAGCUAACAGAGGGAUCAUCAUGGACGGAUGAGACAGGCCAUACUUACAAUUUACUGGCAUGUGAGCAUCUCUGGAGAAUUUAUACAUUACUAGCAGACAAAAUGCUAGAAAAUAAAGAACACCAAGAGGCCAUCACAACACUAAUAAAAGCUUUAAAGAUGGCAAAAGAAGCAGGUAAUGUGAAGAUGGAAGGAGAAGCUGCAUAUUGCUUAAGUUUGGCAUAUCAUUUUUCUGGAGAACAACAGGCAGCAUUAUCAAUUUUGAACACCUCUUUAGCAAUAUUCACAGCACUUCGUGAUUCUGCUGGCCUGGGCAGAGCAUAUGCAGCUGCAGCCAAGAUCCUGGCAAGUCAGGGGAAGUCAGCUGAAGCUUUGAAGUACUUGGGAGAGUUUAUGAAGAAUGCUGAGAAAUCUCAUCUAAGCCAAAGCAUGGUGGAUGCAAAUGUAUUACUUGGGAAAGUUCACAAUGAAAGAGGGAACUAUAUUGAAGCUUUCGAAUAUUUCAGUCAGGCUUCUGAGACAGCCAAAACUUUAAACAGUGUGCCCUUGGUGGAUGAAACAAAGGCUUACUGUGGCAUUGCAAAGGCUCAUCAGCUGAUGGUGGCAUUUAACAGCCAUGUAGCAGCAGAAGAUCCCGUCAGCCUCAAGUACCUGCUGGCAUGGAAGGAAACCAGAAGUGACAUGUGCACUGACCCUCUUACAGUCGAACUUGAUAAAGAAACAAGUGCCUCAAAGCCUCUGUGAGCCUCUGUCCAAGACACCAGUUCUAGUUCCUUCCUGAGGAUGCCUCCUUACUGACAGAGGAGCUGAUAGAUGUAUAAUGAGUACAGGAAGAUCCUUGAGGAGACAUGCAACAAAGUAGGAAUUUCAGCAGGGAUUUUGUCAUUAAAAUGGGAGCACAGUGUUGCAGUACAAACAUCUGAGAGCUCUAUGAUAUAUUAUGACUGAAAUGUGGCUUCAAUGUGUAUUACAUGUUUUUAUCAAAAAUAGCUGGUGUUGU
This is a messenger RNA of Manacus vitellinus (golden-collared manakin), 1741 nucleotides long. RefSeq names its product tetratricopeptide repeat domain 29 (gene TTC29). The transcript is spliced from 12 exons. NCBI's taxonomy places the organism in Eukaryota, Metazoa, Chordata, Aves, Passeriformes, Pipridae. Gene Ontology annotation, molecular function: protein binding. The coding region runs from base 1 to 1485 and encodes 494 amino acids. The record is from RefSeq and is a predicted model, not a curated record.